Musca domestica (house fly) is the source of this 1717-nucleotide messenger RNA. RefSeq names its product transmembrane protein 53. The transcript is spliced from 5 exons. The record is from RefSeq and is a predicted model, not a curated record. Bases 293 to 1480 code for a protein of 395 amino acids. NCBI's taxonomy places the organism in Eukaryota, Metazoa, Arthropoda, Insecta, Diptera, Muscidae.
CUUUUCACACAUUCUGGCACAACAGAGCCUUGGUAGGACUGUGCCAAGCACAGCAUUUUCGUGAACUCGCAAUAGAAAGAAAUAGUUUUUUUUUAGUUUUCAUUUGUUGUUGUGUUUGUCAUUCUAACGGUAACCAGGAAGAAGGUCAAGAUAUUGUUAGUUAACACCUUUAUGGUCGUUGUAUACGUCGUUGCUGGUAAAUAACAAAAAGGAUAUUAAAAUACUCAAUUGCGAAAAAUAUUGAGAUUAUAUCCAAAAUAGCAAAGCCUUCAAUUAAAAAAUUGACAUCGAAAUGACCGAUACAAAAAUGUUUGGUUUGGCAACAACUGCAACAACUAAUACUACCACAACAACCACUUCAUCGGUUAAAUCGGAAAAUAUCAAUCAGUAUGGCCACUCCGGUGGAAGACGUUUUCUCGAAUCAGCAGCACCAACGGGACGGAAGCCGGCAACAAAAAGUUUGACGACGACAACUGCACCCACACAACAACAACAGCAGCAACACAACCAACAGCAAUUAUUACAGAAUAUUGUAAAACCCAAUGAUACCCUCGAGUAUAUAAUCAAAUUUCCGACGCCUCAAUAUCGUAACGAGCAAAAUAAUGGAUUUGAACAGACCGCGGGAGAGGCCGAUGACUUUGUUUUUGUAUAUAAUGAUACACAUGUGCCGAUUGUAAUGCUUUUAGGCUGGGCUGGUUGUCAGGAUCGUUACCUAAUGAAAUAUUCGAAAAUAUAUGAAGAUCGAGGGUUAAUAACGGUCCGCUAUACAGCACCAGUUGACACCCUAUUUUGGAAACGUCGCGAAAUGUUGCCCAUUGGCGAGAAAAUCCUUAAACUAAUCUAUGAUAUGAAUUUCGAUUCUCAUCCCGUUAUAUUUCAUAUAUUCUCAAAUGGUGGUGCCUAUUUGUAUCAACACAUAUCAUUGGCCAUACGCAAACAUAAGACACCGUUACAGGUGCGUGGCAUGAUUUUAGACUCUGCUCCUGGCGAAAGGCGAAUGCUGGGCUUGUAUCGUGCCGUCACUGCUAUUUAUGGUAAAGAGCGCAAGAAGUGUCAUUGCGUUACUGCAAUUAUAAUAACCUUAACACUGGGCAUAAUGUGGUUUUUCGAGGAAACAUAUUUUGCAUUUAAGAGCCUUUUCCGUAAAACCGAGCCAAUUCAAACAAAUCCUUUCAAUGAUUUAAAAAAUGAACCAAAUGAAUAUCCUCAGCUGUUUUUAUACUCCAAAGGCGAUGUUGUUAUACCCCAUACGGAUAUAGAAAACUUCAUUUCUUAUCGAAGGCAACAAGGCGUGGAUGUGAGCUCUGUCUGUUUUGAGGAUGCUGAACAUGUGAAAAUCUAUACCAAAUAUCCAACACAGUACAUACAAUGCGUUUGUAGUUUCAUCAACAAUUGUCUAGCGACACCAUUCAAACCGCCAAUGGAAACCUUCAAUAGCGCCUCAACAACUCCUUCGUCGACUUCAAUGAAAUAUGAAUAAAAUUUUAAAACAACAUGCCUACAAGUGUGGUGAUAAAUUUACAUAGUAUCCUAUUUGAAAAAAGGUUUGAGCGUUUUUUCAAUUUUAAUUAAACAAAACAAAAAAGAAAAGACAGUCGAAAAAGAGUUUCUUUUAUUUCCUUUGAGCUAAAAUAAACCAAGCAAAAAAUGUAAAUCACAAAAAAUUAUUAUUUUCCUAACUAAGGAUUGUUGAGAAAUAAAAAGUAUAAAUGGAGAA